Molecule: messenger RNA, 7455 nt
Organism: Myxocyprinus asiaticus (Chinese sucker)
Lineage: Eukaryota; Metazoa; Chordata; Actinopteri; Cypriniformes; Catostomidae
Product: mitogen-activated protein kinase-binding protein 1-like
Exons: 31
Coding region: 382-5283 (1633 amino acids)
Molecular function (GO): protein binding
Source: RefSeq, a predicted model, not a curated record
AUGUACCGGUGAAGGUAUUACGGUUGAAGGUGAGAGUGGCUCGCUGUCAAACUGCUGACUCGAAACAGGAAUCAUGAUCCAUUUGAACAAAUAUGCGUUAGUUUGGAGCACGACUUCCACAGAUAGUAAAGACGACAGGACUACCGAACGGGAGUUAAAGCUCCUUUUAUAGUGGACAACGAUGGCGGUUCCGGUGCUUUGGUUGAGUAUAUGAAAUAAAAGGCUGUUUUCAGAUCAUGGCUUAUUUUACUCGUUUAUUGCUGAAUUGAUUAUCGACUGUGAUUGUACAUACAGCGAAGGGCCAUAGCUGUGUCGCCGUUUGUUUGUUUGGUGGGUCUGGAAACAUUGUUGCAAACAUUAUCAACAGCACACCAAAUCAAGAUGACAGUGGAAAAUACAACAAUUAAAAGCCGGAUUAAAAAUCUGCUCCGAUCGCCUUCCAUCAAAUUAAGAAGAAGUAAACCUGGGAACAACAAGGAGAAUCUCAGUAAUAAGGUGACUUUGGAGAAAGUUCUUGGAAUCACUUCCGCUGGGAGUCGUGCUUUAGCGUGUAACCCACACUCAGGACUUGUUGCCUACCCAGCCGGGUGUGUGGUGGUGCUACUGAACCCUAAGAAAAACAAACAACAUCAUAUUCUCAAUAGCUCCAGGAAAACCAUCACUACGCUCGCCUUCUCUCCCGAUGGCAAAUAUGUGGUCACGGGCGAGAGUGGUCAUAUGCCGGCGGUACGUGUCUGGGAUGUGGCAGAGAGGACACAGGUGGCGGAGUUGCAGGAGCAUAAGUACGGCGUGGCGUGUGUGGCUUUCUCCCCCAACAGCAAAUAUAUCAUCAGCGUGGGUUACCAGCAUGACAUGAUCGUCAAUGUCUGGGCCUGGAAGAAAAACGUAGUGGUUGCCUCCAACAAAGUGUCCAGUAAAGUGACGGCUGUGUCUUUCUCGGAUGACAGCUCUUAUUUCGUCACGGCAGGAAACAGACACGUGAAGUUCUGGUAUCUUGACCACACCAAAUCGUCCAAGUUGAACGCCACAGUCCCAUUACUGGGCCGAUCUGGUCUUCUCGGAGAGCUGCGGAAUAACUUCUUCAGCGAUGUGGCCUGUGGAAAGGGCCGGAAGGCGAGCAGCACCUUCUGCAUCACUUCCUCUGGGCUGCUCUGUGAGUUCAAUGACAAAAGAAUGCUGGACAAGUGGGUGGAGCUUAGGAAAAAUGACAGUUUCGCAACUAGUAUGGCCACGUCUCUGUCAGUCACAGAGGAUCUGAUCUUCUGUGGUUGUGCUGAUGGUACCGUGAGAGCAUUCAGUCCUGUUGAUCUGCACUUUAUCUGCACACUGCCUCACCCUCACAGUCUGGGCACAGACAUCGCUACUGUUACUGAGGCCAGUCACCUCUUUGCCUACAAGGAAAAUGUACGCUAUCCUGAUGCAGUGGCCGUGUCAUACGACCCCACGAACCACUGGCUGUCCUGUGUGUAUAACGACCACAGUCUGUACGUGUGGGAUGUCCGUGAUCUACGUAAAGUGGGCAAGGUUUACUCGGCUCUCUACCAUUCAUCCUGUGUGUGGAGCGUGGAGGUGUACCCAGAGUUGAGGGAUGGUGAACAGCCCCGUUUGUCUCCAGAUUGUUUCCUCAGCUGUUCAUCUGACAAUACUAUCCGUUUAUGGAACACAGAUGCUCAGAACACCACGCUCAGCCGAAAUGUCAUCAGCAAUGACCUUCAGAAGGUCAUUUAUAUGGACAACAACACCUCCACCCUUCUAGACACAGAUUGCACCAUCUCCAGCAACUCAGAGAAGGCUGACCCACAGACCUGUGAGAACCGUACGGGCAUUAGGACCAUGUGUGUGAGUCCAGAUGGGCUGCACCUGGCAUCAGGGGACCGCAGCGGCACACUGAGAAUCCACGAUUUGGAGAGCAUGGAAGAAAUUCUGGAUGUUCAGGCCCAUGAUUCUGAGAUCUUAUGUCUGGAGUACUCUAAACCCGAGACUGGGCUGAAGCUGUUGACCACCGCCAGCAGAGACAGGCUGAUCCAUGUGCUGGAUGCGGAGCGGGAAUAUGGUCUGCUACAAACACUGGAUGAACACUCGUCCUCUAUCACUGCUGUCCGAUUUGCUGCUAAUGAUGGCAAAGUCAGAAUGAUCAGUUGUGGUGCUGAUAAAAGUAUCUACUUCCGCACAGCACAGAAGACCAAGGAAGGCACAGCGUUCACACGUACUCAUCACAUAGUGAGGAAGACUACGCUGUAUGACAUGGAUAUCGACCCUACACGAAAGUAUGCGGUUGUCGGCUGUCAGGAUCGCAGCAUCAGAAUCUUUAACAUCUGCAAUGGCAAACAGAAGAAAGUCUACAAGGGCUCUCAGGGCGAAGAUGGGACCCUUAUCAAGGUCCAGAUGGAUCCCUCUGGUCUGUAUGUGGCCACAAGCUGCUCAGACAAAAACAUCAGCAUCUAUGACUUCUACACUGGAGAAUGUGUGGCCACCAUGUUUGGCCACUCCGAGAUUGUAACAGGGAUGAAGUUUAGUAAUGACUGCAGGCAUCUGAUAUCUGUGUCCGGAGACAGCUGUAUAUUCGUGUGGCGACUGUGUCCUGAGUUGACCAUCAAUAUGAGACAGCGGCUCUCAGACCUGAAACAAAACAGCAAACCAGUUCAGAAGACCCCUCCGAACAAACAUCACACACUUAGCACAAGGAGAGAAAUCCACAGUGCUCCAGUCACUGGUACCAUGUCAUCUGACAGUGACAAAGACGUGGAGGAAGAGGAGUGUAUUGAGGAAGAAGACGAGAUGUUUCCUCACCUGUCAUCAGGAAGCAGUGCCAGCGAAGAGACUGGAUCAUCAGAGGAGAAGCGCAAUACUCUCAAUUCCCAGAUGAGGAAGCAAUCCAACAGCAGUGCUGAAUGCGAGGGAUCAGGUCUGCGGCCAAGGCGUCGAUGGUCCAGACGUUUAGGCAGUAUGGAUCUAAAGGUGAAGUCCAUGCUGGAUCUAAGGCAACUGGAGUCUUUCGCCAUGCCCCUCUUCCCCCCCUCUUCCCCAGUUCAUAAAGAACCUCCACUGCCCAAGAACCAGGAAAUGGGCAGCACUAUCAGCCUGCAGACCCUCGCUGCAUGGGUACCAGAAGAGAAUGGACCAGGUGGACAAACACGUCCUCAUUACAUCCAGCUGUCACCUCAAACCCCAGACACAGAGGUGCUGUAUCCUGAAGGAUGUGAAGACCAGACCAGUCUUGCCGGCAGUGAGUAUCAGGUGAAGAAGAUACCUCAUGGAGUGAGAUGUGCUAAAGUGAACUCUUGUCCUGAGAAGCAAAGUCCAGAUAGUGCCUGCUCUAUGGAGUAUUCCAGCAGUUGCCUGUCCAGCCCUGAGCACCCUGGAGAAGAUUCAGAGCCCACUGAACCACUGAGUGUAGAUGGAAACUCAUCAGAACUGGAUAUGGAAGAUCUCGAUGAGGAAGAAGAGGACAGCUUGAGGAAGAAUGAAGUUCAGACCCCUGUGCCUCAGACCCCAGACCAGGAGGCUUUUCUCAAAAGGCACUUUGCAAACCUGUCAGACCACAACAAUUCUGCAAGUCCAACCAGAGUAACUUCAAACAUCUCUGACAGCAUGUCAUCGAAGUUCCUAUCUCAGAACUCUCCUAGCAGGACUUCAUUCCCGCUCCAUUCAAACAAAAGCAGUGAUGGUAAAACCGCCAGCGGAGUGGUGCGACCCCUGAUCUCUGAAGUGCGCCCUCUCAUGGAGAAUAAGAGUCAAGGCAGACAGCAGGAGUCUCAGGGCUCUGAGAAGACAACAGGUCAGCGUUUAAUCCAGAAGAAACGCACACCGACCGUAGACUCCCGCAGACUGAUCAGCCCCGUUGCAAAAGCCGCUGCAAUUCAUGCUAGUUCUGUGGGCAUGAGGAAAGCCCAGUCUAUCCACAACAUCUCCUCAGAAGCUGACACGGUCCAAACACCUGCUCGUCCCCCUAAGGAAGUCUACCCUCAACCCCAGACCCCUGAAAGAGGUGUCUCCACUAUGCCACGCCGUUCCCUUCCCAUCGUCCCGCUCACAAGCCCCACAAUCAGCCUGCCAAAAGACAUCACCACGCCCACCAGGCUCAAGUCUCGCUCCUACAUGAGCCCCACCACAAGCUCCAUGGCCAAGAUGUCCCGCUCCGUGUCCAUGGGGGACAGUCUGAACAUGGUAGAACUUGGAGAAGACACUGUAUCUUCUGGAUCUGAAUCAUCCAAAUCUCGGAGCACCUCCCAGAGCAAGCCCACCACUCCUGUCGCCCUCAUCUCUUCCUUUUCAUCCCCAUUUCCAGGCCCCAACAUGCCCCAUGCGGCCGUCAUACCUACACUCAGCGCUGGAUCAACUGGAAGCUCCUCUUCUAAAGGCCUCCAGUCCAAACUGACUGGUAAUGCUCGGCCCCUGCUCCAUAUAGACAUUCCCAAUACACUUCCAGACAGACUCUCUGUAUCCGUCCUAUCGCCAAGCAACAAGAGCCCCAGGCUUGUACAAAAGGACAAAGAGUCCACAAGUAGAACACCAACAACAUCACUUCCUGAAAACUUUCAGCUGCCCAGAAGCAUCGUACAACUCUCAGCUGUAUGUUUGACCACGUCUGAAACCACAGACUUGGACCAAAUUGAGCUUAAAAUGGAACUCAAUCCAGACCAGCCUAAUGACUUAACAGAAGUUGAACUAAAGUCAAAUUUGGAGCCAGGAGAAGAGGAAACCCAGAGGGCUGACUGCUCUCCCAUGGGCCAGGGCAGUCUAGGUCUUCCUCAGCCUCAGGAUUCAGGUUUGCUGGGACAUCCGUCUUGCCUCGUUCCGUCUUGCACACUGCUUCGGCUGAGGCUGUCUAAACACUUCUUUACCAAAGGGCUCUGGUCUUUCUCCACCUCCUCCACAUCUCCCAUCACCUCUCUCAUCUCGUCUUCCCCCUCGCCAUCCAUUAAUCAUUACUACCUGCAGGACACAUCUCUCAGUGUUGAUUCUUGUAGGCUGGUUGCAAAUGAACUGCAGAGCAGUUUUAAAAGAGCCUCCCACCUCUACAAAAUUCUAAGCAACUCCACCGACUCCGGCGACGAGCAGCAGCAAAUGACAUAUGUGCUCGCCGAAGCUUUUGAGGCGAUGCGAGCCGAGCUGAAUUCCCUGCCGCCCUGCCCUCCUUCAAGAUCGCCACGUGCUGGCACUGUGCGCACGUCUGCUAACAGUGAUGCGACUCUGGGUGACGAUAGGACGCUAGCGCUUCUUGAGCAGUACUCCAAACUGCUCCUUACCGCAGUGGAGAAAAGGAUGGACAACAAAAUCUGACUUUUCCAACCAGAUAUCAAGCCAUAGAACCUACAUAGAUGGCCAAGAGCUUUUAAUAAAAAGAUCGAACUGAAAUGCAGCUACCCUACCUCCAUGUUUAGCGUACUGUUAUGGUGGCAACGGACCCCUGACUUAUCUCACCUCUUUGCGAAAUGUUGUGCCCUGCUACUAAAAAAUGUGUCAGGAUAUUUUCAACAUUUGGCAUGGCCGUCAAAUGACUUGCAUGUCUUCAAGGAGGGUUAUUCCUCAAGGUUUUGCUGGUUGCAUGCCACAGCUUAUCCAAAAUGAAAUGGAUUACAUGGUCACCACUUUAAAGACCAAGAAGAAGAAAUGGUUUUAUAUGGAUACAAUACUCUUUCAUACUUUGCAGUGAAAGCAAACUUGUUGGGAGGACUCUCCAGUAAGCAUCAUGUUUUGAACUUAUACUUGUAGGUGAUAUUUAAAGAUUUUCUCUUUCAGAGGGACUGGUCUCCCUGGAAGUCUUAACAAGCCAGAUUUAUCUUACUUUUACCUUUUAUUAUGAAAUGAUUUUAUACUGUAUGUUGUGUUUGUGCUGAUACUCUCAAGUUGAAUUAGGAUGACGGGAUGGAUAUUUAUUCUCAUGUGAUAGGUCAAUGAGGCUCUUGAGAGCAUGUUUGGUGUACAGUUUCAAUGUUGUUACCCAAAAGGGUUGGUUUGGUGCCGGAAGAAAGCUCGGUGUCACCAGAAAUCUGAAAUUUGGAGUAAAACAUUGUGUGGAGUUCUUACUAACCUGAAUGCAUUUUGAAGGGUGAUUUUGUAUUGUUUUAUUUGCUGAAGCUUUUUGUACUUGAAAUGGUAAUUGUCUCAAGGAUACGGGUGCCUUAAUCUUGACCAGCAAUUUGUUGUUGAGGAAUAAUCCGGCAUUUGUAAUUCAAACAGGUUAAAUGAUGAACAGUACUAUUUGGAUGCACUCCUCUUCUAAAUGAUUCAUUCCUGAUUACAAAAUGGAAAGAAAACUGCCAUAAAACACAACUAAAUUGAAUUGAUGAUUCUGGUGACACUCAUGAUGAUGCCAUAUCUUCAGAUUUUAUAUUGCACGUAAAGUUGCAGAUUAAUUUGUGCCAAAACAAGGUAGAGUGCGAUUGGAUACACAGCUUUUGACAUCAGUAACGAAAAGAUAUAGUAUGUUUUCUCUACCCUUUUUAAAAUUGAUAAAACUUCUUCUUUUGAUAUUCUAACUAUGCAAUUAAUUAAUUAUAUGGUUGCAUUUAGGAUUGGCUGCAACCCACUAGUUGGGAAGCACUGUCCUAAGAGAUACCAAGACAAUGAAGAGCAAACUUUGUGAAAUAUCUCUUGAACUUUUCUGCACAAAAUAUAAGAAAAGUUUACACAUUUUCCAGUACUUGGGUUUUGAAAAGACCCUUUUGUCCUGAAAAGAAAAGCAUUUUUAACUGGAGAACUUUGCUUGUAUUAGUUUUUUCCAAAGAUUACUUCUUAAAGGUACGUUUUAUUAUAAUGCGACAUGCUAUUAGUCAUUUCCCCAAAAGCUUAACUUUUGUUUAGUCAUUCUGUCUUCACUUCUUGAAAAAAUCCUUGUGUAUUACCAACAAUCCCUUGAAAACUAGGCUGAGGUAUAGACCAACUUUUCCGUAUUGAUAAUGUACAGUAAAGCACCUUUUGUUACUAGGCUAACAUCAAUUGAAAUGUGGACAUUCUUAUUCUAAGUGUACUGUAAUUUCUUAUCUGCUUGGAUCUGCACAUAUUUUGUACAAUCCAGAUGCUCUUGAACUAGUUCAGAAUAGCUCCAACUUGUUUGGCGACUGAGAUGCAUCAAUUUUAUUUAUUGAAACGUUCAAUUCCACUUGUAUCACAUUCUCUCUAUUGAUAUAAAAGUGUUCACAGUGAAACGUGGAAUGUGCAAUUGCUGUACUAUUGAUCAACACCAAUGUCUCCAUAUGUUUCUAUGAUUUACCAAAAAAAAAACCAUUAUAAACCUUUUAGCUAACUCCUGGGGUAAGUGAGGGCAUUUACAUGCGCACCAAUAUACUUAUAACUACCCAACAAUCAGCUUCUACAAAAUAUGUGAGAACGCAAGAAAACUGCAUUUGCAUGAGAUUUGAAAUCAUUGGAUUAAUUUAGUCAAAACGUAAACAGGCAUGCACUCAACACUUGUGCACAUCGAAUAAGCUGGUAAGAAUGCCGGUAAAGGUG